UCCAAAUUCUUUGCAUUUUUUGUCCUAUCACUAUCUGUCCAUUACCAUGACUAGAAAGAAGGUGAAGCUUGCAUAUAUAACUAAUGAUUCUGCAAGAAAAGCCACCUUCAAGAAAAGGAAGGCUGGUCUACUGAAGAAAGUGAGCGAGUUAAGCACACUCUGUGGUAUUGAAGCUUGUGCAAUUAUUUACAGCCCUUACGACGCUCAGCCGGAGGUUUGGCCUUCUCCUAUCGGAGUCCAACGCGUGCUGUCUCAGUUCAAAAACAUGCCUGAAAUGGAGCAGAGCAAGAAGAUGGUGAACCAGGAGAGUUUUCUCCGGCAACGAAUGGGGAAAGCUAAUGAACAGCUCAAGAAACAGCGUAAGGAGAACCGUGAGAAGGAGGUGACACAGGUCAUGUUCCAGAGCUUGACUGGGAGAGGCUUGAAUAACUUGAACAUGAUGGAUUUGAAUGAUCUUGGAUGGAUGAUUGAUCAGUAUUUGAAAGAAAUUUACAAGCUGGCUGGUCAAGAUAAUAAUGAGACUGAUCCUCAAAUGGCAACAGAACUGAUAGCACCACUGCCACCAACAACCCUGGCACCACCUCCGCCGCCAGUUGCUGUACCGGAACAUUCAGGAAUGGGUGGAAUUGGGGAGGUGGCGCCGCUGAAGCACGCAGCAGAUAGGCAAGGUUUUGAAGUGAACGUGGAGGCCAUGCAGAGACAGCAGUGGAUAAUGGAAAUGAUGAAGCCGCAUGAAAAUAUGGGAUUUGGUGGAGAUGAGAUGAUGCUGUCGUUUGGGGAAAAUAAUAAUCAGAACUCUCUGUGGUCUAGUGCAUUUUUUCAUUAAAUUGGACAUGUCGAGUACUGUUGUUUUAAGUGUUCUUCGUUAUUACAUCCACAUUUUGUAUUUAAUGUCUUUCAUAAAUUUCAAACA
Molecule: messenger RNA, 913 nt
Organism: Mercurialis annua (annual mercury)
Lineage: Eukaryota; Viridiplantae; Streptophyta; Magnoliopsida; Malpighiales; Euphorbiaceae
Product: agamous-like MADS-box protein AGL80
Exons: 1
Coding region: 47-826 (259 amino acids)
Biological process (GO): positive regulation of transcription by RNA polymerase II
Molecular function (GO): protein dimerization activity; DNA-binding transcription factor activity, RNA polymerase II-specific; RNA polymerase II cis-regulatory region sequence-specific DNA binding
Source: RefSeq, a predicted model, not a curated record